This is a messenger RNA of Papilio xuthus (Asian swallowtail), 1347 nucleotides long. The record is from RefSeq and is a predicted model, not a curated record. NCBI's taxonomy places the organism in Eukaryota, Metazoa, Arthropoda, Insecta, Lepidoptera, Papilionidae.
AAGAUAUUCUUAGGAAUACUGAUACAUAUUUAGCGCUUUACAAUUUUAUACAUCAUACUGUAAAAGAGAUAUGAAACAUGGUAUCCCUGUUUUUGGAAAUUUUGGAUGAUACUGGAUUGACAAAUCUACAUGGAUUGUAAAUUCCAAAGAUUAUGAUAUAAAGACUUGGCUUUAGCCUUUACCCUUUUUUAAAAUAUGGAAAAUUUAAGAAAAUAAGACUUGGCUUCGGCCUUUAUGGAUUUUGAAGAGAUGGAAAGAAGAAAAAUAAGACUUGGCUGCGGCCUAUACAUUAUAAAAUUCUCUAUAUUCAAAAUAAAAAAGACAAGGCUGUAUGGCUUAGUUCCUUUGCCUGCUCUUUCGAGUGAAUAAUAAAAACAACAAUCUGUCAGUAUCUCUCGUUUCUUAUCUUGUUUUCUUUUAUGUUUUGUAGGUUAUAAUUCAAAGAGUAUAUAAAAUAUAUUAUAAUUUAUUAUCUUGUUGUUUUAUAAUUACACUACACAUCACACCACAACCUUUGAAUAUAAUUUUAUAACUGUAACUUCUAAUAUUGAAACAUUCAAGCAAAUGCAAAAUGAAUCAUAGUACUUCAAUUAAUUAUGAAUUGUCACUGAAGUAUUGGGCUGAAAUUCCUCCGACUGUUGAUGGAGUGCUUGGAGGGUUUGGAUUUAUCUCAAAUGCUGAUAUUGAAGGAUCAAAACUGUUCCUAAAAUCAUUAUUUGCUUUAGAUAAUGGCCCUGCUCCAAAUCUUGCUUUGGAUUGUGGCGCUGGUAUUGGCCGGAUAACAAAAUAUUUAUUGAUACCAAAUUUUGAAAAGGUCGAUGUUAUAGAACCUGAUGAAAAAUUUCUUAAUGCAAUAGCGGACUUUGUUGGUGAUAACAAAAGUAAAGUUGAAACUUUAUAUAAAGUCAGCUUACAGGAAUUUACACCAGAGAAAAAGUAUGAUGUCGUCUGGAAUCAGUGGGUUUUAGGGUAUUUAACUGAUGAAGAUCUUGUACUAUAUCUAAUUAGAUGCAGAGAUGCAUUGACUGAAAAUGGAGUUUUAGUUGUAAAGGAAAAUGUCACCUCAUCAGGUGCCACAGAAAAAGAUGAGGCAGAUUCAUCAGUGACUAGAUCAUUAAGAGAUUACAUGAGAAUUUUUAAGAAAGCAAAUUUAAAAAGGAUUAAACAAUGUAAGCAGACCAACUUCCCUAGUGGAAUUUAUCCUGUGUAUAUGUUUGCUCUAGUACCAAACACAAGAGUACUAGAAUUACCUUAUACUACUAGAUUGAGAAGCACACACAAUAAUGCUAAAUAGAGCCCAUAUGAAAUAAAUAAAGUGUAAAAGGAUCAAGUAUUAUUUUGGCUAUA